UUCAUAAUAUAAAAUAGUACCUGCCAAAGGCAUUAAUAAUGGCAGAAAAGGGGGGAUUUAAGGGAGAUAUUAAUCUCCCAGGAGGGAGUUUUUCAAAGCUAUUAUUGUCAUCAUCUGAUGAUGUUGAAGAAAGCUCCAUUUAUGUCCCAGUUUUACCUCCUCUAUUUUCUUCUACUACACCAAAAAUGCUCUGUUUUGGUGAUUUUAAAUCUAAAAAUAAACCAAAGCUUAGUGCAAAUACUAAUAUCACUACUCCAAUUAACAAUAAGAGGACAAAUUGGUCUGGUUCGGGUGAAGAAUCAAGGCAUGAGUCCGGGUCAGGAAAUGGUCAGAAUCAGAAGGAUAGGUUGAAGAAGAAUAAACCAGAAGUCGGGCCCAUUGUUACUUGUUCACCUGGACAUGCAAAGGUCAGGAAAGCAAAGCGGGUGAAACUCGGAGAGAGGAUCAGUGUAUUGCAGCAACUUGUAUCUCCCUAUGGCAAGACAGACACCGCUUCAGUAUUACAUGAAGCAAUGGGUUACAUAAGAUUUCUACAUGAACAAGUGAAGGUGCUUUGUACACCUUAUUUAAAUUGCUUGCCUUCUCCAUCUUCGGAGUCUCCGUGUCAAUCCCUUUCAGAAAUUGAUGCAACAAAUGCUAAUAAGAAGAAUUCAAGAGAGGGUUUAAGAAGCAGCGGCCUGUGCUUGGUUCCGGUGGAAUGCGUCAUUAAGGUUGGCGAUGGGAAUGGCGCUGAUUUCUGGUCAUCUGUUACAAUAAGCACAUCAAGGCCAUGAAACCUUUUUUUUUUUUUUUUAGGAAUCGUUCUUUUUGGCUAGAAGUACAGUCAGUAACUGUAAUGUUUUGUGCAUCUAAUUAGAAGUAAAGAAGAUAUGUAAAUUUUGUGUAGCACAUACAUCGUCAUUAAAGUAGAAAGUAUCUUCUUUUGUCCAAUGAAAGAUCCUAGGGAUAGUUAGGUCGUAUUGAUUUUGGACGACGUUAUAAAAAAUCUUAUGUACCUCAUUUUGGCCGCGAAAAGUAUAAUGUA
Messenger RNA from Amaranthus tricolor (Joseph's coat), 1024 nucleotides. RefSeq names its product transcription factor bHLH113-like. Bases 39 to 773 code for a protein of 244 amino acids. The record is from RefSeq and is a predicted model, not a curated record. The transcript has 5 exons. Gene Ontology annotation, biological process: regulation of transcription by RNA polymerase II. Gene Ontology annotation, cellular component: nucleus. Gene Ontology annotation, molecular function: RNA polymerase II cis-regulatory region sequence-specific DNA binding; DNA-binding transcription factor activity, RNA polymerase II-specific; protein dimerization activity. Lineage: Eukaryota; Viridiplantae; Streptophyta; Magnoliopsida; Caryophyllales; Amaranthaceae.